Molecule: messenger RNA, 3801 nt
Organism: Camellia sinensis
Lineage: Eukaryota; Viridiplantae; Streptophyta; Magnoliopsida; Ericales; Theaceae
Source: RefSeq, a predicted model, not a curated record
CUGGAGGGUUUGAUUUGUUUUUUCAAAAACAUUUGUUUCUUUAAGCAAACAUUCUGAAGGAAAACAUUUGUUUAUGGGUCAAGAUUCUGAAGCAAAAUUUGUUUCUUCCGUUUAAUGAAUGACCCAUAAACAUCCGUUUAAUGAAUGACCCAUAAAUUCAAUGGUUUGAUUUGUUUCAAAGGUUGGCUCAAUUGAGGGAAGGGUAGGCGUGCACAAUCUUGAUGAUUCGCAACAAAGUAGAAACUUUACUUUCAAAUGUCAUAGAGAGGGCAAUGAGAUAUAUUCAGUCAACUCAUUGAACUUUCAUCCUAACCAAUAUUUGUAGGCCUACUCUUACAACUCCUUCCCUUCAAGAGGAUCUAUGUACUAAUGAGGAAUUAGAGGAUAUGCCUAUGGGUCCAAUGGUUGGUACUCGAGCACAUAUAAAUUCAUGUCGUCAUUCUCUUGGCAAGAUGGAUGUAUUAUGUCCUUUCUGUUCAGCAUUACAUUGGAUGGAUGAAAAAUUAGUAAAAUCAUCUCUAAAUCGUCCUCUAUUCGGAACAUGUUGUUCAAAAGGGAAGGUUAAGCUUCCUCUGCUUAUUACACCCCCUUCACUUCUUCAAGCAUUAUAUGAUGGGAAUGAUGAUAAAUCAAAAUCGUUUCGAUGUUAUACUCGAGUGUACAAUGCAACCAAUGCUUUUACAAGUCUUGGUGCUACAUUAGAUCCAAGAGUACUUACUGGAAGAGGCCCUACAUCAUUCACUAUCCAUGGGGAAUUGCGACAUCGAAUAGGAUCACUACUACCAUAAUCAGAACAAGAUGCAGCUUAUGCGCAAUUGUAUAUUUAUGACCCUGAUUCAGCUUUAGAAGUUCGCAAUCGUAGAAAUCCUCAAUUAAGAAGAGAUGUUCCAAAAACUAUUCAAGAUAGUUUAUUACAGGUUAAUGCAUUCGUUGCUAAAUUUCGCCAGGCUCAUGCAAUUUUGAAUCAAUUAGCCUUGACAGGACGAAAUUUGCCUGCUCAUCUCCACUACAGUUCAUCGACAGAUCGACAACGGUAUAACCUACCAACUGUAGAUGAGAUUGCAGUUGUAAUACCAGGUGAUGGAACCAAGGUUAGUGGAAUGAGAGAUGUUAUCUUACAUCUACAUGGAAAUAAUGAGCUAAUGCAAAUCAAUGAAUGUCACCCAGCAUAUUUGCCAUUACAUUAUGUUUUAUUAUUUUCACAUGGUGAGCUUGGAUGGGAACCUGAGAUGAAAUUGUGGGAUGUUGAACGUGAUCAGCCUUCAACUGAUCGGCUUACUCAAAUGGAUUUUUAUAGUUAUUGUUUGUUUGAACGACCCACAGAGUAUUCAACAAUUUUGAGAGCUGGAAAAUUGUUCCAAGAGUUUUUGGUUGAUGCUUGGGCCGCAACUGAACAAAAUAAGUUGACUUACUACAAGCUUAGUCAAGGGAAAAUCCGUGCAGAACGUUACCAAGAUUUGACAGAUAUUGAUCCAAAUGACCUGUGACCCAAUCAAAUUGGUCAAAGGUUUGUUUUGCCAUCUUCAUUUCCUGGAGAUCCUAGACACAUGUUUGAAAUCUUUCAAGAUUCAAUGGCUAUCACACGAUACAACCAACAUCCAGACAUUUUUCUCACCAUGACUGCAAAUCCUAAUUGGCUAGAAAUUACUUCGACAUUAUUACCGCACCAAAAACCUAUUGAUUGUCCUAAUUUAAUUGCCCGUGUUUUUGAGUUGAAGAGAAAGUGUUUGAUGAAGGAGAUAGAAACAAACCGAGUGUUUGGUAAUAAAGUUGCACAUGUUUUUACAAUUGAAUUCCAAAAGCGAGGCCUUCCUCAUAUGCAUGCACUUCUAUUUCUUAAGGGUCCAGACAAAAUUCGGACAUGUGCUCAAGUAGAUAAAUUGGUUUGUGCAGAAUUUUCAGAUCCAAAAGAUGAACCUAUGCUUUUUGAAACUAUCAAGUGUUGUAUGGUACAUGGACCAUGUGGUGCUCGAAAUCCACAAGCACCAUGUAUGGAAAAUGGUAAAUGCACUAAGAGAUACCCUCGAGCGUUCGCAGAAACAACUACUAUGGAUCAAAAUGGAUAUCCUAUCUAUCGUCGUCGCAAUAAUGGUCAAACUUAUAUUGUGAGGGGGAAAGAAGUUGAUAACAGAGACAUCGUACCGUACAAUGCAUAUCUUUCUAAACGUUUCAACUGUCACAUAAAUGUGGAAGUUUGUGCCGAAAUGAGAUGCGUCAAGUAUAUACACAAGUACAUUUAUAAGGGUCAUGAUCGUACAACGAUGGUGUUGGGAUUGAUAAAUGAGAUCCAACAAUAUCUCGAUGCGAGGUAUAUUGGACCUCCAGAAGCUGCUUGGCGAAUAUUUGGUUAUCCAUUGCGUGCAGAGAUACCAACAGUUGUACGCUUAGCACUUCAUUUACCUGGAAUGCACCGCGUUCUUUUUAAUCCUGAUGAAUCAUUAGAAGCAAUUGUUUCUAGAGCUGGCCAACAAAUGUCAACUCUUACUGGUUUUUUUGCAUAUUGUGCUUCUAUGGAAGAUGAAUGUCCAUUCACUUACCAAGAAUUUCCACAACAUUUUGUUUGGCUUAAUUCAGAAAAGAGAUGGAAACCAAGGCAACAGGGCUAUGCAAUCGGUAGAAUGUACUUUGCUAGCCGUAAUUGUGGUGAGAGAUUUUAUUUGCGUUUGCUAUUAACUGUUGUCAAAGGACCAAAAUCGUUUCAAUGUUUACGCAUGGUCAACAAUGUUUUGCAUGAUAUGUUUAAAUCAGCAUGUGUUGCAAGAGGACUUUUAGAAGAUGAUGAAGAAUGGAUACAAUGCCUUAAAGAGGCUGCAGUUAUGAAAAUUGGUUAUCAAUUAAGGAGAUUGUUUACUAUUAUUCUUACUCAGUGCUCUCCACUGCAACCAUAUGCGUUAUGGAAUCAAUUUUCAAUGCAUAUAUGUGAUGAUCUUGCACAUAAGAUUCGAACAUUGUUUGCCAUUUCUGAACCAACUGAGGCUCAAAUUGAAGACUAUGGUCUAUAUCUUUUGAAUCAAAUGCUCCAAGAAUCAGGAAAAAGUUUAAUUGACUUUCCGCCAAUGCCACAACCUUCUACAAAUUGGAGUGCGGUAGUUGGUAACAGGUUGAUAUUCGAACAUCAACAACUGCAUAAUGAGACACAACAAGCAGAUGUAGAAAUUAUUAUUGAUCGCCUCAACAAUGAUCAACGAACAACUUAUGAUGCAAUCACUUCCUCAGUCUUUGAAAAUAAAGGAACUAUUUUCUUUUUGAAUGGAGGUGCCGGAACAGGGAAAACGUUUUUGUACAAUGCGAUUGCAUUGAAGUGUCGCAGCCUUGGCCAUAUUGUUAUUACUGUGGCUUCAUCUGGAAUUGCAUCAUUGUUAUUGGUAGGAGGUCGUACUGCUCAUUCAAAAUUUUCCAUUCCAUUGGAUGUAUUAGAAAAUUCAAUUUGUGGAUUUAGCAAACAAUCAUUACAAGCAGAAUUGUUUAGAGAAACAAAACUUAUAAUCUGGGAUGAAGUUCCUAUGCAGCAUAGACAUUGUGUUGAGGCAGUUGAUCACACACUUCGGGACACUUGUGAUAGUGAAAAGCCAUUUGGGGGUAUCACUGUUGUUCUUGGUGGAGAUUUUCGACAAAUCUUACCAGUUAUAACCAAAGGAAUCCGUGAGCAAAUUGUGAAUGCAUCAUUAAGACACUCUUUUCUAUGGAAGGAUAUACAUGUUCUGUCUUUAAAUUUGAACAUGCGCUUGAAUCAUGCAAAUCUUGAAAAUGCUAAUUUUGCAAAAUUCUUGAUGGAGGUAAUAUUUCUUCAAACUUUUUCUC